Messenger RNA from Cercospora beticola, 999 nucleotides. It is a transcript of the gene BOS1, whose product is annotated as Bos1p. Gene Ontology annotation, cellular component: endoplasmic reticulum membrane; Golgi apparatus; SNARE complex. The record is from RefSeq and is a predicted model, not a curated record. Lineage: Eukaryota; Fungi; Ascomycota; Dothideomycetes; Mycosphaerellales; Mycosphaerellaceae. Gene Ontology annotation, molecular function: SNARE binding; SNAP receptor activity. Gene Ontology annotation, biological process: endoplasmic reticulum to Golgi vesicle-mediated transport; vesicle fusion.
CAACAACUCCACUAUGUAACCACAGCACCACCUCGUCUUUCCACUAUGUCGGCCCUUUACAACAAUGCCCUUCGCCAAUCCAAAUCUCUUCGUGCCAACCUAGACACUCUCGCCUCCAACUCGGCACCCAACUCCGCUGCGCUCCAAGGCCAGAUUACAACGCUCCUCACCAGCUUCACGCGCACAUUAGACGACUACCAAAAAUCCCUCGAUAGCGAGCUCAUUCCGGAGAAGGCGGAGAAGGGCCGUGAACGAAUCGCAAACUUCCGCUCCGAUCUCCUCGAAUUCAAAGCCCGAUUUGCUGAACUCAAAGCCGAGCGCGAACAGCAACAACAUGUCGAGCAGAGAUCUGAGCUCUUUGGCCGGAGGGGGUAUACUGGCGGAGGGAGCGAGACGCCAGAGAACCCGUAUUCGGACAAGAAUGUCGCCGCAAGCGCAAUGAGCGGUAGAGGAGAGAACGUCAAUCCGUUAUUUCGAACGAACAACCCGAACUUUGUACCUGGACAGCAAGGAAACAGCUACAGUUCCUAUCAAAGUCCAUACGGGCUUGGGGCGAAUCAGGGGCGAGAAGAGCAUGCAUUGAGAGAGAACAACUUCUUCGGCACGGCAAAUGCGACACUGGAUGAGUAUCUGGAACGCGGCAGGGCUGUCCUGGGCGAUUUGGGAGAUCAAAGAGAGAUGCUCAAAGGCACGCAGAGGAAACUGUACGACAUUGGGACGACGCUCGGCAUCAGCGGCGAUACAAUUCGUAUGGUGAGCAGAAGAGCCAAGCAGGACAAGUGGAUCUUCUGGGGAGGAGUGGUCAUCUUCGUUAUCUUCGUCUACUUUGUCUUGAAGUGGCUCAGGUGAGAAGCUGCAUAGCACGAAUGCCCAUGGCAUGACAUUUGGGCUACCGGAAUGGAUUUAGCGAGGCGUUUGGGGAACAACUGCGGCGAGGUACUUCCCUUUGAGAUAUUGCUGGGUCACAGCACAGCUGACACGAUAUCAACGAGCGAGCGA